Messenger RNA from Fukomys damarensis (Damara mole-rat), 1129 nucleotides. RefSeq names its product olfactory receptor 2F1-like. The transcript has a single exon. The coding region runs from base 188 to 1129 and encodes 313 amino acids. Gene Ontology annotation, molecular function: G protein-coupled receptor activity; olfactory receptor activity. The record is from RefSeq and is a predicted model, not a curated record. Gene Ontology annotation, biological process: G protein-coupled receptor signaling pathway. Gene Ontology annotation, cellular component: membrane. NCBI's taxonomy places the organism in Eukaryota, Metazoa, Chordata, Mammalia, Rodentia, Bathyergidae.
AACCAAGUAUUCCUCUCUCCAGUGUCUUCAUUACAUUGUCCUUUAAUCAUCCAGGCGAAAGCAUCUCAGUAUCCCUGUUCCACCUCACAUCCUAGCUGGGCACUUAAUUCAAGACUCCUAAAGUGAGUACUUUACCUGCCCAUGUGACAUUGUUGCCCCCAGCCCAGCAGUCCAUCCCACCUGCUCCAUGAGGAGGGACAAUGUGAGCUGGGUGAGUGAGUUCAUCCUAAUGGGUCUCUCCGAUGAUGCACGGACCCAGGCUGGGCUCUUUGUGCUCUUUGGGGCCACCUACCUGCUGACCCUGCUGGGCAAUGGGCUCAUCCUCCUCUUGAUCUGGCUGGACACUCGACUCCACCUGCCCAUGUACUUCUUCCUUGGCCACCUCGCGUUCGUGGACAUCUGCUACACCUCCAGCGGGGUCCCCCAGAUGCUGACACACUUCCUCCUGGGGAAGAAGACCAUCUCCUUUGCCAGAUGUGGGACCCAGCUCUUCUUCUCCCUGGCUCUUGGGGGCACCGAGUUUGUGCUGCUGUCUGCGAUGGCCUGUGACCGUUAUGUGGCUGUCUGUGACCCUCUGCGUUACAUGGCAGUGAUGAGUCCCAGGCUCUGUGUGGCACUGGCAGGUGUCUCCUGGCUUGUGGGCCUGGCUAAUUCUUCUGUGGAGACUGCAGUCACUAUGCACCUGCCCACCUGUGGGCACAAUGUGCUAAAUCAUGUGGCCUGUGAGACACUGGCCCUGGUCAGGCUGGCCUGUGUAGAUGUGACCCUCAACCAGGUGGUCAUAGUGGCCUCCAGUGUAGUGGUGCUGCUGCUGCCCUGCUGCCUGGUCUGUCUGUCCUAUGUCCACAUCGUGACCACUAUCAUGAAGAUUCACUCCACUCAGGGAUGCCGCAAAACCUUUGAGACCUGCACCUCUCACCUCACUGUGGUCUCUAUGUCUUAUGGGAUGGCCCUCUUCACCUACCUACACCCUCACUCCAGGGCCUCAGCUGAGCAGGACAAGGUGGUGGUGCUCUUUCAUGCUGUGGUGACCCCCAUGUUGAACCCUCUCAUCUACAGCCUACGGAAUAAGGACGUGAAGGCUGCUGCAAAGUGGGUUCUGAUGUGGAGCUCUGAGUCAAAACAUUAG